Molecule: messenger RNA, 1023 nt
Organism: Gadus chalcogrammus (walleye pollock)
Lineage: Eukaryota; Metazoa; Chordata; Actinopteri; Gadiformes; Gadidae
Product: vitellogenin-like
Exons: 8
Coding region: 26-931 (301 amino acids)
Biological process (GO): lipid transport
Molecular function (GO): lipid carrier activity
Source: RefSeq, a predicted model, not a curated record
CAUAUCGUUCACCAUUCCAGCCGUCAUGAAGGGACUGAUCGUGCUAGCUGUGUCGCUGGUCCUUGUGGCUAGCAUAGAACUCAAAUACGCCCCAGAGUUUGCUGUAGGAAAGACCUACACAUACAAGUAUGAAGCAGUUAUCCUGGGAGGUCUGCCUGAAGCUGGUCUUGCCAGGGCUGGUGUCAAACUGAGCAGCAAGGUCAUCAUCAAUGCUGAGGCUCCUAACACCUUCUUACUCAAGCUUGUCGACCCAGAGCUCUAUGAGUACAGUGGAAUCUGGCCCACCGACCCCUUUGUUCCAGCAACCAAGCUUACCUCAGCCCUGGCAGCUCAGCUACUGACACCCAUCAAGUUCCAGUAUGCUAAUGGGGUUGUAGGAACAAUCUUUGCACCUGCUGGUGUCUCUACCACAGUGCUGAAUGUCUUCAGGGGAGUCCUGAACCUCCUUCAGCUGAACAUCAAGAAAACACAGAAUGUCUAUGAGCUGCAAGAGGCUGGAACUCAGGGCGUCUGCAGGACCCACUAUGUCAUCAGAGAGGAUGUAAAGACUGAACGUCUUCAUCUGACCAAGACCAAGGAUCUGAACCACUGCCAGGAGUUAAUUCACAAGGAUAUCGGCUUGGCCUACACUGAGAAAUGUGUUCAGUGUCAAGCUCAGGGUAUGGCCCUGAAGGGAGCCGUUGCAGUCAAUUACAUCUUGAAGCCAGCAGCCACUGGUGCUCUGCUCUUGGAGGCAACUGCCACUGAACUCAUCCAGUUCUCCCCCUUUAACAUCCUGAAUGGGGCUGCCCAGAUGGAGGCCAAGCAACUUUUGACCUAUGUUGGUAUUUCAAAGACUCCAGUUCUACCCAUUGCUGCAGUUUAUAUUCCCCGUGGAUCCCUGCAGUAUGAGUUUGCCACUGAACUUCUCCAGACUCCAUCCAGCUCCUGAGAAUCACCAACGUAGAGGCACAGAUCGUUGAAGUGCUGAACCACUUGGUGACUUACAACGUGGCUAAGGUCCAUGAAGACGCUCCUCUCAAG